This is a messenger RNA of Vollenhovia emeryi, 934 nucleotides long. RefSeq names its product transcription elongation factor B polypeptide 1 (gene EloC). The record is from RefSeq and is a predicted model, not a curated record. NCBI's taxonomy places the organism in Eukaryota, Metazoa, Arthropoda, Insecta, Hymenoptera, Formicidae. Gene Ontology annotation, cellular component: elongin complex. Gene Ontology annotation, molecular function: protein-macromolecule adaptor activity. The coding region runs from base 185 to 622 and encodes 145 amino acids. Gene Ontology annotation, biological process: ubiquitin-dependent protein catabolic process. The transcript has 5 exons.
GCAUCAUUCCUAACUAUUUUUAUAAACUAGCCAGCGUUACGAUUGGACAGUAACCACAGAGCGAGAUCUGUAGUUAUUGUCCAAUGGGCUUAAGUAGUGCACUGGAUAACAUAGUACAGUACAUCCAACGAAUCCUUCCCAAUUUACUCUGUCGACGGAGGAUAUAUUCACAUCAACGGCAAACAUGUCAACUGACGUAAACAUGCAGGCUGAGAAACACAAUGAAGAAGCGAGUGUCAAUAAGACCGACGAAGAAGAGGGCAGAUCGUCUAAAGACAUGCAUGCGCAAAACGGUAGUCCCGUUUAUGGCGGCUGCGAGGGACCAAACGCCAUGUACGUGAAGCUAGUCAGUAGCGACGGCCAUGAAUUUAUCGUUAAACGGGAGCACGCGUUAACGAGCGGUACUAUCAAAGCAAUGUUGAGCGGUCCUGGUCAAUUUGCGGAAAACGAAGCCAACGAAGUCAACUUUCGUGAAAUCCCGUCUCACGUGUUGCAAAAGGUCUGCAUGUAUUUUACUUACAAAGUGCGCUACACAAACAGCAGUACAGAAAUACCAGAGUUUCCAAUCGCACCCGAGAUUGCUCUGGAAUUAUUGAUGGCCGGCAAUUUCUUAGACUGCUAAAUAUCAUCCCUGGAGGUGCAUCGGCUUUUAUCUACAACUGAAUUAUAGGAACAAUGCAGCUUACUUUAUUGUCGUCGUUUAAGAUGAGUCUAUGUAUACUUGUGAAAUUCGGAAGGCCGUACUGGGCCGUGUAAUAAUUGCUCGCUUUCGACUCUCUCAUGCUCGUGACGUGAACAUUUUAGUGCAACGUGACAAUGCAAUGUCAAAGUUUUAAAGUUACGAAAUUUAAAUAUUCCACUCAUUUGUAUGGUCAUAAACACGUAAUAUUGUAAUGCUUAAAAUAAUUAUCGAUAAAGGAUUACCACACACAGA